This is a messenger RNA of Lepus europaeus (European hare), 4200 nucleotides long. It is a transcript of the gene RUFY2, whose product is annotated as RUN and FYVE domain containing 2. The coding region runs from base 95 to 2020 and encodes 641 amino acids. Gene Ontology annotation, cellular component: cytoplasm. NCBI's taxonomy places the organism in Eukaryota, Metazoa, Chordata, Mammalia, Lagomorpha, Leporidae. The transcript has 18 exons. The record is from RefSeq and is a predicted model, not a curated record. Gene Ontology annotation, molecular function: metal ion binding.
AGCGGCUGAGGACUCGAGGUCCGACGGCUUCUCGGGAGCGAGGGCAGGGCCGGCCUGGGUGUCUCCGGGUCGAGGGCCAGUGGCCGACAGGGCGAUGACUUUCCAGGUUUGGGGGUGGCGGAGGGAAGACGCAUCUCAGGCUUCCGCCUGGGUGCCCGACGCCGAGGGAGGGCGAGGGCGAGCCAUGCCGGGCAAGACGCUGGCUACAAAAGACCCCACAGCUGUCGAGCGAGCAAACUUGCUAAACAUGGCUAAACUGAGUAUCAAAGGACUCAUUGAAUCGGCUCUGAGCUUUGGCCGCACCCUGGAUUCUGACUACCCUCCCUUGCAGCAGUUUUUUGUUGUUAUGGAGCAUUGUCUGAAACAUGGUCUUAAAGUAAGAAAAUCAUUUUUGAGUUACAACAAAACCAUCUGGGGCCCUUUGGAGCUGGUGGAGAAGCUGCAUCCGGAAGCAGAGGAAAUAGGAGCCAGUGUCCGGGACUUACCUGGUCUUAAGACCCCCCUGGGUCGUGCGAGAGCAUGGCUUCGGUUAGCCCUCAUGCAAAAAAAGAUGGCCGAUUACCUGCGCUGCUUAAUUAUUCAGAGGGAUCUCUUUAGUGAGUUCUAUGAGUAUCACGCACUGAUGAUGGAAGAGGAAGGAGCAGUGAUUGUGGGGCUGCUGGUUGGCCUGAACGUGAUCGACGCGAACCUGUGUGUGAAGGGAGAGGAUUUAGACUCACAGGUUGGAGUGAUUGACUUUUCCAUGUACUUAAAGAAUGAAGAAGAUAUUGGAAAUAAAGAAAGGAAUGUUCAAAUUGCUGCCAUAUUAGAUCAAAAGAAUUACGUUGAAGAAUUAAAUAGGCAACUGAACAGCACAGUCAGCAGCCUUCAUUCCAGAGUUGAUUCAUUAGAAAAGUCAAAUACCAAGCUGAUUGAAGAGUUGGCUAUCGCGAAAAAUAAUAUCAUUAAACUGCAAGAAGAAAAUCAUCAGUUACGAAGUGAAAAUAAAUUGAUUUUAAUGAAAACACAGCAGCACCUAGAGGUUACAAAAGUAGAUGUGGAAACUGAGGUUCAAACGUAUAAGCAUUCUCGGCAGGGGCUGGAUGAAAUGUACAAUGAAGCCAGAAGACAGCUUCGAGAUGAAUCUCAGUUAAGACAGGAUGUGGAGAAUGAGCUAGCUGUACAAGGAAGCAUGAAACAUGAGAUUGAACUUGCCAUGAAGUUGUUGGAGAAAGACAUCCACGAGAAACAAGAUACUUUGAUAGGACUUCGACAACAGCUAGAGGAAGUUAAAGCAAUUAACAUAGAGAUGUAUCAAAAGUUGCAGGGUUCUGAAGAUGGCUUAAAAGAAAAAAAUGAAAUAAUUGCCCGACUAGAGGAAAAAACCAGUAAAAUUACUGCAGCCAUGAGGCAGCUGGAACAAAGAUUGCAGCAAGCAGAGAAGGCGCAAAUGGAAGCUGAAGCUGAAGACGAGAAAUAUCUACAAGAAUGUCUGAGUAAAUCCAACAGUCUGCAGAAACAGAUCGCCCAGAAGGAGAGACAGCUGGUUCAGCUGGAAACUGAUUUGAAGAUUGAGAAGGAAUGGAGGCAAACUUUACAGGAAGAUCUUCAAAAGGAGAAAGAUGCCUUAUCUCAUCUUAGAAAUGAGACCCAACAAAUGACUAGUCUUAAAAAAGAGUUCCUUAGCCUCCAGGAUGAAAACCAGCAAUUGAAAAAAAUCUGUCAUGAACAAGAGCAAGCUCUCCAAGAACUCGGCAACAAGCUCAGCGAAUCAAAACUUAAGAUAGAAGACAUAAAAGAAGCCAACAAAGCAUUGCAGGGACUGGUUUGGCUGAAAGACAAAGAAGCAACACACUGUAAACUUUGUGAAAAGGAAUUCUCACUAUCAAAAAGAAAGCACCACUGUAGAAACUGUGGGGAGAUUUUCUGUAAUGCCUGCUCUGACAACGAGCUGCCUCUGCCUUCUUCACCAAAGCCAGUCCGGGUCUGUGACUCCUGUCACGCAAUGCUUAUUCAGAGAUGCUCAUCUAAUUUGCCAUAAGACUCCAGACCUGAAUCCACCUGUAUGAACCUGCAGCGAAUGCUCUAUGACCGUGUAUACAAGGCAUCGGCCAGCCCUUCCUGAGCAGCUUUCAGCCAGUUACUGGUACCAUGGAUCUGCUUAUUCAGCUCAUGGGAAUUAUAAAAUUCUAUCAUUUAGUAUUUCCUUCCUGACAUUGUUACUCAGAAUUUUCAACAGAGCAUGCUUUAAAAGAACUUUAGCCUAAUUUGUAAUAUAGUAACCAUGUAAUAACCAACCCUUGUCUCCAUCUAAAGGCCAGAUAGCUGACACACAUUUGCCUUAUCUUGUAAAAAGCCUUUUCAAAAAUAAGGCUUCAGAUAUAUUCUAGAUUGUCAGACUGGUAUUUGAUGGUGCCUGUAAGUCUCUUAAUGCACUUUAAAGCUUCACAGCUCUAAGACUGGAAAAGCACCAAUCUUGCUUUAAGUAUUAGUACUCUAAUUCAACACAUUUUUCAUUAUCUUAAUAGUACUCUAAUUUUAUUACAUUUGCACUUUCUCCUCCUUUGCCUUUUCUGCAUUGGAAAAGGCUAGUAUUUGUAUUUACCUUACAAAUUCUUGCUUGCUGGUGUCUUUCAGGGACACUGGGCUAAUUCAGUCUCUACCUUCCCCUUGCAAUCUUUUUCUUUUAUUUGACAGGUAGAGAUAUAGACAGAGUGAGACAAGGUCUUCUUUCCGUUGGUUCACUCCCCAAAUGGCUGCUACGGCCGGUGCUGUGCCGAUCUGAAGCCAGGAGCUUCUUCCUGGUCUCCCACACGGGUGCAGGGCCCAAGCACUUGGGCCAUCCUCCAUUGCCCUCCCGGGCCACAGCAGAGAGCUGAACUGGAUGGAAGAGGAGCAACCAGGACUAGAACCUGGUGCCCAUAUGGGAUGCUGGUGCCGCAGGCAGAGGAUUAACCAAGUGAGCCACAGCACCUACCCCCGCCUUGCAAUCUUGAAGUGUAUAACCAUCAUCCUUUUAUCUUAAUUGCCAGAUCGAGAUUUUCCCAUAUGCUGCCUGUUUUCACUGAAUUGCUAACUUUGGUAGAGGUGGCUCAGACUCCACUUCAAAGAGCUCUCAGAAAAGAAAGUUUGUAGUAAAAUGGGAUUGCAAGCUCCUGAUUCUCUCCUUUAGGUGUUAAAAGUACAUGAAAAAUGAGAACUUUGCCUUUUGAUAGGACAUAGGCUUGCGUCAUUCAAACUUAGGAAGGAUGCUUCCUAACACUGCCACAGUACGUGCACAGUAAAAUUUCACUGUCUACCAAGCACUGUGUGCCAGUUUUGAGAUUGAGGGUCUGCUCUACCAUGAAACACUUAAACUAUUUAUAAACUCAAAGAUAAAUGGACACUAAUCCAAUCACACUGCUUAUAGUAAGAACUUUAUCUGUAAAAACUAUUACGUUUAGAUAAUCACUUACAUGGCAUCACCAUUCAAGAUCCUAUUUUUGUAUGUCAUGCAUGAAUUUUACAAUACCUAGGAGCAUUAAUUUAAUGAUCCCUCAUAGAUACCUGUGCCCCUAAGUACUUAUUUUGCAGCAUAUUUCUCAUUAAAAUCUAAAAUUUUCUAAAUUGCCAAGGUGUGAAACCAGUAUUUUACUUCUAAGGUCUAUUUUCUCUAGAACCCAUAAAUUUCUAGUCAGCUUUUGAGGUAACUUCGAUUAAAUUGGACAUAUGGAUUUUUAGAUGGUCUUUCUUGAAUACUCACAGGAAUGUCCUUAAGAGAAUUAUAUUCUUAGAAACUGUUUUGUAUUGAUGAAUAGCGCUUUUGAUUAUCAAAAAUCAGCAUAAAUGGAAAUUAUCAAAUUUUAUAAUGCAAGUUUAAAUUCUAAGUGAUUUCAUUCAGUAAAGAAAAAUUUGUCAAUUUCUCACCACACAAAACUCACGUGUCAUCGUUGAUUUGUGUUGUUUGGAGGUAGGUUUUACAACAGCAGUAACUUAGUUUUGGCUUGUUUUAAACCACGUAUACUAAUUUUGGAUUCUUCUGUUAUGAAACUUGUAUAUUUUGUUAUGAUGGACCCCUGACACCAACUUUUCUAAACAAACCUCACACCAUUCCCUCACCUAGCCAGUGUUAUCACAAUAAUGCUAUCAUGGUGCCAAGGAAUUGCAAUUGUAAUUCUAAUCUGUUUUAAAAACAAAAUGUGAAUUUUAUAAACAAAAUAAAGAUUUGAAAAAUCAGUCUGU